This is a messenger RNA of Diaporthe batatas, 2334 nucleotides long. RefSeq lists its product as uncharacterized. Gene Ontology annotation, biological process: transmembrane transport. NCBI's taxonomy places the organism in Eukaryota, Fungi, Ascomycota, Sordariomycetes, Diaporthales, Diaporthaceae. Gene Ontology annotation, molecular function: transmembrane transporter activity. The record is from RefSeq and is a predicted model, not a curated record. The transcript is spliced from 5 exons. Bases 544 to 2130 code for a protein of 528 amino acids.
AGGUAGGUACCUACAUACACAGCAAUGACGGCGCAAUUCUUCUUUGGCUACUCAGAUGCUCACUGUCUUACCGCAGUAAUCCACUGGGCUGCCCCAUGCCCCACUAACGACCAUGUCCCUGGGCGGCCUCUUGUGCUGUGGGUCGCGAGGCACAACACGCACCCGGCAGCCUGGCCAACCUUGGCUGCAUCAUGGCGCAUAUACAAUUUUUGGUACGCAGAUAAGCCCACAGCUAGGUUGCUCACGCCUGAUCUCGCGUGAAGGAGCAGCUCCUUGCUGGGGGUCAUGCGACACCAUCUCUAUCCUUAAAGCCUCUCACGCGCCGCGCCCAGCCUGUGGGCGUACCUCCCGCGCUUGACGUCAAAUGUUCACGUCAGAGCUGUGGCUCCUGCCCUCAACAAAUCGCCAAACGACUUCUUCUAAAUUCACCUGUCCUGAGGCCCACCCUAAUUCGCCUUUUCCCACAAAAGCUGUCUGGCGAGGAGUCCAUCGCUCCUCUAACGCACCGAGAAUCCGUGGUGUCACCAGACAAGCAGCACAGACAUGACAGCCCACGUCGAUGACAGCCCCAAGUUGGAGGCCGGCGGCGACGAGAAGCUCAAGCUACCCGAAGAAGGCGUGCUGACCGACGCCGGCCCUGCGGAUGGCAGCUCCCUGAAGGGCGGCGAGGACAUUCUGGCACUGCAGGACCUCGACCCGGCGCUCAACGCCAAGAUGCACCUGGUCAACAACGCCAUAGACGAGAUCGGCUGGACAAACUACCACUGGAAGCUCUUUGGGCUCAACGGCUUCGGCUACGCCGUCGACUCGCUCGUCCUGCUGCUGCAGUCCAUCAUCGCCACCCAGGCCUUCAGGGAGUUUGGCGAGGUCGGCUACCCCCGCGCCCUCACCAUCGCCGUGUACGUCGGCAUGCUCACCGGCGCCAUCUUCUGGGGGUCCUCGGCCGACGUCGUGGGCCGCCGGCACGCUUUCAACAUCUCGCUCUUCGUGUGUGCCGUGAGCACCCUGCUCUGCGGUGCCAUGACGAACUGGGGCUCGCUGGGCUUCUUCAUCGCCCUCGUGGGCUUCGGGGCCGGCGGGAACCUGAUCCUGGACACGACUGUGUUUCUCGAGUACCUGCCCUCCCAGAAGCAGUGGGUGUUGACGUUCCUCGCCGCCUGGUGGGGGCUUGGGCAGGCGAUCACUGGGUUCAUUGCUUGGGGCUUCAUGGUGCCUGAGAGGUGGAAUUGUACCGAUGCGAGAUACUGCUACAAGGAAACUAACAUGGGCUGGAGAUAUACAAUGCUCACAUCGGGGGCGCUGGUCUUCGUCAUGUCGGUCCUACGCGUAACAGUGGUGCGACUCAAGGAGACUCCAAAGUACCUGCUGGGCCUCGGGGACGACGCUCAAGUCGUCGAGACGCUCCAAUUUCUGGCCAACAAGUACAACCGCCCGAUCUCGCUCACAUUGGAGAAGCUCGAGGCUUGUGGUCAAGUCAGAGGGGCCCACAGCAAGAACCGCUUCUCAGUCAACGAGUUCAUGAUCCAUAUCAGGGGUCUGUUUGCGACAAGGAAAAUAGGUGUCUCUACCAUCCUGAUAUGGAUCUCCUGGACGCUCAUUGGCCUCGUCUACCCACUCUUCUACGUCUUCCUCCCCACCUAUCUCGAAACCCGUGGGGCAGAUUUCGAAGAGACCCCCUACGAGACGUGGCGCAACUACGCCCUCGUAAACGUCAGCUCCAUCUUCGGCCCGAUGCUCGCAGGGUGGAUGUGCGACCUGCCCCUCCUCGGGCGGCGCUACACGAUGGUGAUCGGCGCCCUCAUGACCAUGUGCUUCUUCUUCGCCUACACGGCCGUCCGCUCCGCCGCCCAGAACGUCGGCUUCUCGUGCGCCAUCGGGUUCUGCCUGAACAUCUACUACGGCACGCUGUACGCGUACACGCCCGAGGUGCUCCCCAGCGCCCACCGCGCCACGGGCAACGGCGUCGCCGUCGCGUGCGCCCGGGUCAUGGGGAUCCUGUCCGCGGUGAUUGCGACUUUUGCUGAUACCAGCACGCCCGUGCCCAUCUACCUGUGUGCCGCCCUGUUUGUGGCCCUGGCGGUUGUCAGUGUGUUCUUCCCGUUUGAGCCAUAUGGGAAGAGGAGCUCGUAGGCCGGGGCUAGCUUGCAACGGCUUGCGGGAUUGUUUGAUGAUGUAUGAGGUAGAAGCAAAGAUAUAAUAUGUAAAUAAUGACUUUGGGAAUACUAAGACCGCUGCUGUCGGCUGAGGCACGUUUGGCAGCCACAUCAGGUGCGAAUCUUGAGCACUCACUUAUUUAUUCUUCGCGUCGGCUGAACUCAAGUCUUUGAAACCCUG